Messenger RNA from Drosophila serrata, 2331 nucleotides. RefSeq names its product ectonucleoside triphosphate diphosphohydrolase NTPase (gene NTPase). The record is from RefSeq and is a predicted model, not a curated record. Gene Ontology annotation, molecular function: hydrolase activity. Lineage: Eukaryota; Metazoa; Arthropoda; Insecta; Diptera; Drosophilidae.
UAACAUAAAUGUUUAUAAAUAAAUGUCUUAGCUUUGGUGCGCGUGGCUUGUUUUCGUUUUGUUCGCAGAGGUAAACGCGCCGCCAAAUUAGAUCGGGAUUUCUAGAGUUUUGUGCGUUUCACUCACCAUUAAACGAAAACCAAAAGGCGCCGCGCCGCCCCGCGUUUUCUAAAUCGUUCGUCUAUUUACAUAAUUAAGUACAAAGUAAUACAACACAAACAACAAUAACAACAUGACGAACCCCACCGAUGUGCGGAAGAGAAAACUGGCCACCGAUGAAAAGCCGCUGCGGCGAAAAAACAGCGGUUCCCCCAAUGGCAGCAGCGGCAGCAACCGUGGAACCAGCGGCCUCAAGAUCUUCUUCCUCUGCCUGGUCAUCUCCGCCAUACUACUCGUCUUUGUGUUUGGUGUGUAUCAUUCAUAUUAUGCUAAGAAGGAUGUUCCCAAAGUUGUGCUAACUAAACCUUCUGUUUUCCCCACGGUCACCGUUCCGUAUGUGCAUGUGGAACCCCAUUUCCCGACACCUGUCCGGCAUGUUGCGCAUCCUAAACCAAAAACCACCACCAAUCAACCCGUCGACGAUUCAGGCUUCGUCUCCGAGAAUGCCAGCCCGUACUUGGCCCGCUUGGCCUCCAAGUUUGGCUACAGCAAGGUGCAGUAUGCGGCCAUCAUUGAUGCCGGAUCCACGGGAAGUCGCGUCCUGGCCUACAAAUUCAAUCGCAGCUUCAUCGACAACAAGUUGGUGCUCUACGAGGAGCUGUUCAAGGAGCGCAAGCCUGGCUUGAGCUCAUUUGCUGACAAUCCAGCCGAUGGAGCGCACUCCAUUAAGCUGCUGCUGGAUGAGGCGCGCGCCUUUAUACCCAAGGAACACUGGUCGUCCACUCCGCUGGUACUGAAGGCCACCGCUGGCCUGAGGUUGCUGCCAGCCAGCAAGGCGGAAAACAUCCUAAAUGCCGUCCGAGAUCUAUUCGCCAAGUCCGAGUUCAGCGUAGACAUGGAUGCGGUGGAGAUAAUGGAUGGCACCGAUGAGGGCAUCUUCAGUUGGUUCACCGUGAAUUUCCUGCUGGGACGGCUGUCCAAGACGAACCAGGCGGCUGCCCUGGAUUUGGGCGGCGGCAGCACACAGGUUACAUUCUCGCCAACGGAUCCGGAACAGGUGCCCGUGUAUGAUAAGUACAUGCACGAGGUAGCGACCUCCAACAAGAAGAUCAACGUCUUCACGCACAGCUAUCUGGGUCUGGGCCUAAUGGCCGCCCGUCACGCCGUCUUUUCGCACGGCUACAAGAAGGAGGUCUCGGUGCUGGAGAGCGCGUGCGUCAAUCCGAUCAUCGCCAAUCGCACAUGGACUUACGGCAACGUUCAGUACAAGAUCAGCGGCAAGGAGAACCCCAAGUCCAGUGCCGAGCAGCCGAUUGUGGACUUUGACGCCUGCCUGGAGCUAGUCAAGAGCAAGGUGAUGCCGCUGGUCAAGCCCAAGCCAUUUACUCUCAAGCAGCAUGCUGUGGCUGCGUUCAGCUACUACUUUGAGCGGGCCGUCGAGACGGGCUUGGUGGACCCGAUAGCUGGCGGAGAGACCACUGUGGAGGCGUUCCGUAAGAAGGCCCAGGAGAUCUGCGCCAUCCCCAAUGAUGAGCAGCCCUUCAUGUGCUUCGACCUCACGUUUAUCUCGACGCUGCUGCGCGAAGGAUUUGGUCUUAACGACGGAAAGAAAAUAAAGCUUUAUAAGAAGAUUGAUGGUCAUGAAAUCUCGUGGGCCUUGGGCUGUGCCUACAACGUGCUGACUAGUGACGAAAAGUUCAGUAAUUCCUAACGCUCCUCUCCAUUAGUCCAUAGUAGAUGACGAAAUACAUAACAGAAUUGUUAGCUGAAAUUGUUUAUAGAGUGCCUUAGACGUGCAUCGAGUAUACUACAGAUUACACACAUAACAUAAACACAACUCGGACAUUGUCUAUAUACAUAUCGUUUAAUAUCGUUUUUGUGCUCUGUUGUAAGAAUCAUUUUCAAUUGUCUAUAAUUGAAAUCCACACACAAACUGUGACUACACUUAAUGUUUAGUUCGUAAUUCCAAUUUCGUGUGAUUCGUGUCUCUUUCGUAAAGCAAUCUUUUUUGCCACGCUCUUAACUAUUUAGUCCUUACACUUGAAUUCCUCAUGUACAUAACAAUUUACACAUCGAUAUGUAUUUACCUUAAAUAUGUAAAACGGCCUAGACUAUAUAGAUAUAUUAGCGAGAACUUUCAAAUUGUUUUUCUCACAUACAUAUGCAAAUGUUAGUUUAAUUAUUUUUGCAAAUAAAUCAAUAAAAUGUUAACAUUGGUCUAAAUAGUGUAAA